AUGUCGAGACGUUCAUCGUCAUUGUCGUCUGUUCUGGUUAUUUUCCGGUGUGCUGCUGCCAUCUGCUGCUUCAUCUUUGGCCUUACUGGUGUAACAGAAGCUCAGGCUCCUUCUCAAGCUCCUACAUCUCAACCUCAAGCCACCACAGAUCCGUCUGAAGCGAAAGCUUUGAAUUCAAUAUUUGCACAAUGGGGGAUUGAGGCCAAUACGGAGCAAUGGAACACAACUGGAGACCCAUGUAGUGGAGCUGCCAUUGACUCCACCGCAUUCGGCGAUGACGAUCACAACCCUUUCAUCAAAUGCGAAUGCUCGGAUAAUGUCACUUGCCACAUUACCCAACUGAAAGUUUAUGCUUUGGAUGUUGAUGGUGUACUUCCAGAUGAGCUAUGGACAUUGAGCUACCUAUCUAAUCUCAUCCACCAAGGAAAGAGCCAAUUUGUAACUGAGAUUGCCACUAUAUCUGCCGUGCAACACAAUAACCUUGUGACUUUGUAUGGGUUCUGUGCUGAGGGAGUAAAAAGGCUCCUUGUCUAUGAGUAUUUGGAAAACAAUAGUCUUGAUCAAGCAUUGUUUGGAAAGAAAAAUCUGAACCUUGAUUGGUCAACACGAUUUGACAUAUGCUUGGGAGUGGCUAGAGGUUUAACUUAUCUUCAUGAGGAAUCAAGGCUUCGUAUAGUUCAUAGGGACGUGAAGGCCAGUAAUAUCCUGCUGGAUUCUAAUCUCAUCCCCAAGAUAUCGGAUUUUGGUUUGGCCAAGCUUUAUGACAAUAAAAUGACCCACAUAAGUACCGGGGUUGCUGGAACAAUAGGGUAUCUUGCACCGGAAUAUGCCAUGCGUGGACACCUUACAGAAAAGACCGAUGUGUUUGCAUUCGGUGUUGUAGCUCUAGAAAUUGUCAGUGGCAGGCCAAAUUCUGACCCGAGUUUGGAAGAAGAUAAGAUGUAUCUUCUGGAAUGGGCUUGGAACUUGCAUGAGAACAACCAUGAACUUGAACUGGUGGACUAUAGAUUAUCCGAAUUCAGCGAGGAAGAAGCAAAACGAAUAAUGAAGAUAGGACUUUUGUGCACUCAAACAUCACCAAUGCUGCGACCGACAAUGUCUGGUGUUGUGGGAAUGCUUACAGGAGCUAUUGAAGUGACAACAGCUGUUUCAAAACCCGGUUACUUGACUGACUUGAAAUUCAUUGAUGCUACUGCCAGCAACAUAUCACUUGGUAUGUCAACCCAAGGAACUGAUUCGAGCUUUUAUAAUUCAUCUGCUAGUACAAGUAUAGUAGGGGAUGCGAGGCAAACACCUUCAAAUGCCACUCAUCCCAUUCUUCACGAUACUGUUAAUGAUGGCCGUUGAGAAGUUUGAAGGAAUUGAUAAAAAAGGAACACAGCCCGAUCGAUUUUUAUGUUCUAUGUACACAUAGUUUGAUAUUCAUAUGUGAUAAAUUCAUAUGGAUUGAUUUAUUAUCUUGUUCGUCUUUCU
This is a messenger RNA of Fragaria vesca subsp. vesca, 1473 nucleotides long. RefSeq names its product probable LRR receptor-like serine/threonine-protein kinase At1g56130-like. The transcript is spliced from 7 exons. Gene Ontology annotation, biological process: protein phosphorylation. The record is from RefSeq and is a predicted model, not a curated record. The coding region runs from base 1 to 1347 and encodes 448 amino acids. Gene Ontology annotation, molecular function: protein kinase activity; ATP binding. NCBI's taxonomy places the organism in Eukaryota, Viridiplantae, Streptophyta, Magnoliopsida, Rosales, Rosaceae.